Lachancea lanzarotensis is the source of this 3093-nucleotide messenger RNA. It is a transcript of the gene NUP120, whose product is annotated as LALA0S09e05688g1_1. The transcript has a single exon. Gene Ontology annotation, cellular component: nuclear pore. Bases 1 to 3093 code for a protein of 1030 amino acids. NCBI's taxonomy places the organism in Eukaryota, Fungi, Ascomycota, Saccharomycetes, Saccharomycetales, Saccharomycetaceae. Gene Ontology annotation, molecular function: structural constituent of nuclear pore. The record is from RefSeq and is a predicted model, not a curated record.
AUGACUACCUUCAUUCCAUCCCUUUGCAAAGUCGAUGCCGACUUACAGGACUUUAAGUCCUUGACAAGACCUGGGAGCGUUGUUGAUCUUUACUUGAAAGAAAAAUCAAAAUCGAGCAAUUUGGAAAGCGCUUUAUGCGACUAUUCUAACACUCUUCAGCUUUCCGGUGGAGAUUACAUAUGCUACCAGCUCUCAUCCACGUACACUGUACUAUCGGUGUACUCUUUGAGUGAUGCUUUCGCUGGUCGAACUUUGAGAAUCCAUCUUCCACAGCAGCUUUUUAAUAUGCAUCAUACCUUUACGAUCAAGGAGAAUGGGAACCUUUUGGUCAUGGAAAUGAUCUUGAGUGACGGCUUGUACCUUAUCGUAAGUUUGCCUGUAAACUGCACGCUUGAUAAAAUCACCGAAAUUCCAGAGAACUGGUUUGUGGCAAUGAAUCCUUACGACUUCACGGUAAGACGGCCUCAAUACGUUUUUUCCAUUUCAGAAGAGUUGACGGUUGUUUUCCUCGAAGAUGGUGGCCUUUUGGGCUUGAGGAGAAGGUUGGGCGAGAACGGCCAACUGGAGAUGGCGCCAAUAUUAUUUAAUGAUAGCAGUUAUUUGCUUGGCCUGGGCAGACUUUUCUUCUCCAAAGAGAAAACAUCACAAGACAGCAACGUUGUUAGCUGUCUUCUUUACCGAGAGCGCUUCCUGAUAACCCUAACACAGAAUUGCAGGCUGAAAGUGUGGGAUCUUGAAAAGCAAGCCGUAGUAUUCGAGAGGCAUCUUGCUUCGGAGCAAAAGAAUGCUUACAGGAUGUAUGAAACGCUAGGACAGUUCCUUUCUCUCUUCGAAGACAAGCUCGCCAUAUUUCUGCCCUUUGAAAAUGGCCUCUUCCAACUGUGGGAUCUGCGCCUAGACAGCAAUGGUGGACUGCUGUUAAGCCCCAAGGGAAUUUACCCCUGUAACCUCGCAUCAUCCGCUAUUUGGUCUUUAGUGGACAUGAAGCUUACCAAACCUCUUGAAGGUGUAGGGCAAGAUAGCUUUGUUAGCAUGGUGGUGCUUUGGAAAAGCAACCGCAUCAUGAAACUCCAGGUUUUGAACGUUUUCGAAGAUAACAUGCCGGAGCAUCAAUGGCUGGAUGCUAAAAACCAGUCAUCUGUUGAUCUGCGUGCGGAACUCGCAUUUGUGAGUGACGACAGCGUUAGCAACAAGCUAAUGGCUCUCAAGUCUUCUUAUAAUUCUGGGCUUUUUAAAGAGGCAGAAAAGGUGUUAGGAGAGAACCAAGUAAUGAUCUCUGAGGAUUCAACUCAAAAUGACGAAUAUUUCCUCAAUUUGGAGUCAGUUCUAAAAGAUCUGAAAAAGCAGCAUGAUGAGCCAUCGUCACUCACACUAUAUCAGAAUGGCAUACUAUUGGUCAAUUCUCUGUCCCUGUAUUCUCAUUCUCUUUACAAAGUUAGCACGUCUCUAGAAAGCAGCUUUUACAACUUAAGCAAGGAGAGGAACUCUAAUGACGCAUUAAAAAGGUUCUUAGAAACAGUCGAUGGUUUUGCUGCGACGCUGCCGACACGCGUUCUCGCAAACAUAUCCACUGCCUUGGUGGAGGCCGUGACUUCCUAUUUUCCGCAUCAAAUACCGCUAACAGAAGUCUUUUCGCAACUGUUUUCGCAGCAUUUGGCAGGAACGUUUCACAUUGCUAACCUUAAAAAACUGCUGGAAGAUCUCAAUCAGUUCGAUGUAACAGCUGUCUUGCAAAGUUAUAUCGACAACAUGUUGCAGAAGUCUGAAAUAGAUCACGUCUUAGUGGACUCUGUGUACCCAGAUGCACUUAUGAACGUAGCUAUUGUGGAAAGCGCUCAUCAAGCCCUCAUAAUUCAAAAUUCCUUUAUUUGCAAGAUCGCAUUGAUCUUUGCAUUCAUGGAGUUCGAUCAAACGACUUUUCAAUCGAGCUUUCAAGCGCAGCUGGAAGUGCUGCUUGAACUUCACUAUAAACAGCAGCUGUGGAUUCAACUCUACCGUCUGGACAAAAAUCUUUUGGCCUCUGAAAUGUUCGCCAGAACUAGUAAAUUCGGAAAAGGCCACAAAAUCAGGUCAUACGCCGAGUGGUCUACAGCUGAGUCAGUCAUCUUCAAAGAGCUCUACGGUAUGUCUAUAUCUCCUAACCCACUUUUCAUUGAGAGUUUUGACGCAUUCAUAGUCUCAGGAAGCCGCAGUUCUCAAAUGAGUAACAUUUUUUUGACUACAAUUCAGAAAAUCUUUUACAUUCAUUCAAAUGUUGCACACGAAUUUAUGCUGGGGCUUGCAUUUUUCGUAUGUGGGGUAUAUGACCGAGCUUUUGAAUUUCUUCAAAAACAUCCUUACCCCGAUGCUUUGCCUAAAGAAUUACCGGAUCGUCUAUUCUUACCACUUCAGCAAGACGGACAUCUAUGGCGCGAUGUCGUAGGGUCCUUUACAUUGCCUAACAAACAUGCUGCAUAUUACUUCAAUCUGUCGAAGCUUUUCUCGAUUGCAAAGAGUUACGAUUACGCCCUAAGAUGUGCCAAAAAAUCCAUAAAAUUAUCCGCCGAAAAUAAUAACGAGGAAGAUACGCAAGAAUUCAAAAGUUCUCAACUUUUACAGUACCUCAACAUUCUCAUUGUGUUCUCCGACUACGAAGAAAUUCUUGACGUUCUCCGCUGCAGUCCGGAUAUCAUUCCAGAGAGCGUCAAAGCCUCUUACUACGGGAAGUUAAUAUCAAGCCAUGCGCAUAAGGAUGCAUUUUUUUCCACGCUUCUGAACUUGUGUGCCAAAUCAGAAGGAGUUUACCUGAUGACUCAAGACUAUCAUCUGAUUGACAAAAUAAUUCGUGAGGACUUGGCAGCAGGAAAUUGGGAAGCCUAUAAAAAGGUUUACGCUUUCAGAUUGCUUAAUGGUCAGGAUCGGUCUGCUGCUGAGGCAUUGUAUGACUAUUUUAUUGUCGGGGGUGAUGACGACAUCAAAAGAAGGUGUUUACUACUCAUUUCAAACAUCAUGCGUGGAUUUUCUGCCGAAAAGGAUAGGUGGUUCAUAGCAGGCGGCCAAUUAAUCACACUCGAGAACUUGGAGCUAGGACUUAAAAGACUAGACGCAUAUUAA